Linum tenue is the source of this 288-nucleotide messenger RNA. The record is from the annotation of a GenBank genome assembly. NCBI's taxonomy places the organism in Eukaryota, Viridiplantae, Streptophyta, Magnoliopsida, Malpighiales, Linaceae.
UCGAAGAAAGGGAUUGAGAGCCCCUUUCUCCCUUCCUCUUGGUCACCCCUACUUCCUCUUUCCAGCCGUCGCUUCCCAAAUCGAAGAUGGUUCACCAACUAUCUUCGUCAACGUUAUGCUAGAUCUACCAUGAAGGUGCCAAUUCACAGUGCAUCGGCGUGGAUCUACGGCAGAGUCGAGCGGUGGUGAAAGAGACGUGUUGCGUGGUGUUGAAAGGUGGGAGGGCGGCGGAGAUUGUUGAAUUCUAAUUUUCCCGGUUUGGAGAUUUUUUAUUGAUGGGUUUUUUUU